AAGAAAACAAAAGGAUGGAUACUUGAAUAACGUCAGAUGUUAAUCUUUGGAAACAAGAAUUUGAAAGACCUGGUUUACCUAACUUUAAUAUGGUGUGCCGUGAACUCAGUAAAUCACGUUCGCAUAUGAAUUUCCGUAGCAGUGAUAUUGUUGUCGUGGGUUACGAUAGUAUUGAAUAUCCGGCUAAUAAGUACGACCAGAUUUUCCGACAUAGUUGGGAAAGGCUGGUCGUUGAGAACGUGAUUUCUCAACAGAGCUGUGUGAAGCAGUAUGUUCUGAGUCUUAAUGCAAAGAAAAAGUGGGUAUUAGAGGGAAUCCCACCACAAGAGAUGUCUCGUAACCAAUUCAAUUUUGUGUACUCACUUUUGUUUCCGGAUGUUAAAUCCAACGAGGUUCCUUUGGAUUCGAGAGAAGAACUGUUGAGGGAGGUAACACUAAAUCAUGAAGAUUUAUAUCCUUUUGGCUCUAAGGCUAUGCAAACCGUUUCAAUUACAUUCACCCCUCAGGAAGAGGAAAUCUACCUUGAAGCGCAGCAGUACGUACAAGAAAAACUGAAAGACGUUAUCCUUGUCAACACAGAAUUCAUUCAGAAUCUGGAACGUUGGAUUAUAAGGCUCAGGGAAAUGGCGUCACACAUAUCCCUACGUCUCAAAAUGGGAGAUAUAGAAGGGAAUCCUAAAGCUUGGGCUGGGUUCAACAGUAUUACAUCAGACACCAAGUGUACGAUUUGUCAGGAUUAUUUAAAGAUCAUCAAAACGGUGACUGCAUGCGGCCAUUGUUUUUGUGAAACUUGCUGGUUUGAUUGGUUCCAUACAAACAUAACAUGUUGUUUAUGUCAGAGACUUGUGGAUACUACUAGAUUCUUUUCCUCCCCUUUGGAUUGCGAAAGCUCAAAAGUAAGGGAAUUGGUAAGCUUUUUAUGCAGACCAGAGAACUUGCACAAGAAGUCAAUGGUGACUUCAAAAUUUGAAUUGCUGUUAGGAUGGCUGGAAGAGCAUUUGGGAGGAUUGGGUUUGACAGUUCACAGGAUUGGUGGUGAGAUGACUACUCAAGAGAGAUUUCAAAUGGUUAAGGAGUUUGAAGAUGAUGCUAAUGUAAUGGUUUUGCUGAUACACGUAAAGUAUGUUACCAUGGAAUUCACUUCAAUCCAUCAUGUUUUUGUGAUGGAAGCUAUGAAGAUAUCAGUUGAGAAUGAACUACUGAGUCAUUUUAAAGGAACUGAAUACAGCGCUCGUAGGUUUAUAGUCAAUAAUUCCAUUGAAUCCAAAAUCGUGGGAAUGCAUGAUGAAGUACCAGAAUAUUUUGAAGAAUUUAGUGGAGGUGAAAUGCAUAAGAUUUUAACCUAGGGAGGUGUUCUUUGUUUGUUGUUUUGCAUAUCUUUUUGCAAACUCUGAUACCAUUGC
Vicia villosa (hairy vetch) is the source of this 1403-nucleotide messenger RNA. RefSeq names its product putative SWI/SNF-related matrix-associated actin-dependent regulator of chromatin subfamily A member 3-like 1. Gene Ontology annotation, molecular function: metal ion binding. The record is from RefSeq and is a predicted model, not a curated record. The coding region runs from base 90 to 1346 and encodes 418 amino acids. NCBI's taxonomy places the organism in Eukaryota, Viridiplantae, Streptophyta, Magnoliopsida, Fabales, Fabaceae. The transcript has 3 exons.